AUGGACGUCACGAUGGCCAAUACCUUCGACAAAGCCCAAAUAGGUGCCACCCUAGAGCAGCUCCCUCAAGAUGUACUGGAACAAGAGGCCAGGAACCAAAUCAGGUCCCUGCGCGACGACAUCGAGGCGGCGGACGAGGAAAUCGGAACCCUUCGCGCCGCUCUCCUGGCUGCCAGGGAGAGGAAAAAAGGGCUCGAAGAACAGCGUGACUUCUACCUAUCCUACCUCUCACCAAUCCGCAAAGUUCCACCCGAAAUCAUAUCCCGAAUCAUGGAAGAAGUCUUCGAUGAUGCUACCCUCUUGUUCCAACAAGACCGGACCCAGCUUACCAAUAUGCAGUUGGUUUGCAAGAAAUGGAGGGAUAUCGCAUCUUCCAGCCCUCGACUGUGGAGGGGUCUGGGUCUUACGGUCCCUGAUGACUUUCUUUCGGGCUCAGCGACGGACCCGACGAGCCAGGUCAAUCGGUGGUUGGAUAGGGGUGGUUCAUCCGGGGACAUGCGCGUCCUAAUCCGACGCUCUCCUCAACGCUACUCGAGUGCAGCAGAUAACGAAGUAUCUGCAUCCUUCCAAGCCCUGGAACGUGUCCUAUCCGUGGCGAGACAGUGGUCGGAAAUUAGCCUAUUGGGCGUCCCGCCGAUGCUCAUGAACCACAUUCUCGCGACAGUCUCCAACCCGAACGCUCAGACUUCCUGGCCUGAUAUACAGAGGUUGGCAAUCGGGAUUAGACCGAGGUUCGACCAACUCAGUACUCUGAACCACCUGCCUCUCCAGUUGUGGCCCCGUCUCAGGAGUCUGCACCUCAAAUGGCUCGGGUUCCAUGCCGAGCAGCUCCCCACAGCUAUUCCCCACCAUGGCGGAAUUGAAUCGCUCCACUUGGGCUCUUUCCAAGGCAACUUCAACGCCAUUGCAACAGUCGUUUCCCGCUUCCCCGCUCUCAAGGAACUUCUCCUCACCAACAGAGCGUUCUACAUCCGCGGCGGACCAUCGAACGUCGUCACCCAUCCCAACAUUGAACGACUCAUCAUCUCAGGCGAAGAACCCUCGUACUACGUCGCCACGUUCACCCUACCCGCACUACGCGUCCUCCGUCUCUGCAACAUCGACAUGAACACGCGGUACAACACCAUCUGGGACUUCGUCCGACGCUCUCGAAACCAGCUCGAUAUCCUCUCGUUGGAGGAUUCGUCGUUAAGGCCUCCGGAUCUCGAUGCCAUCCUUCGAGGGUUUGUGCCUAUCAAGUGGCUGCAUCUUCCGAAUUUCGACGUUUUCAGGCCCCAGAGAACUAGGCGCGGGGAGACAGGUGCAUUGGAGUUGCCUGGGCUUCAGGGUAUCGCGUUUAAGAAAGCUCCGAAUUCGAAUACGACGAUGCAGCAUACCGUCGACUUCUUUGCUCGACGGAAUGCGACUGCGAGUGUCGGUGCGGCCGACCAGGGUGGGGAAACGCCUAACAGGAUCAAGUUCUAUAUCCCGCCUGCUGGAAGGGGGUUCAUCACGAGCAUGCCCAAUAACUGGUUCGCGCGGUUGGCGGGGGUAGGAGUGGAUGUAGAGUUUGUUUCCAUCCAGGACUUGACUGGACCGGCGUCGUAUCCUAUCAUGGCGCACUGUGCCAAGUUUGUUAGCGAAGGAGGGAGGGAGCAGGGACAAUACUAG
Messenger RNA from Coprinopsis cinerea okayama7#130, 1650 nucleotides. RefSeq lists its product as hypothetical. NCBI's taxonomy places the organism in Eukaryota, Fungi, Basidiomycota, Agaricomycetes, Agaricales, Psathyrellaceae. The transcript has a single exon. Gene Ontology annotation, molecular function: protein binding. The record is from RefSeq and is a predicted model, not a curated record. The coding region runs from base 1 to 1650 and encodes 549 amino acids.